GAGGGGGGCAGCCACUCACACCCUUGGGCUCCAGUACGAUCAAUCAACCAAAGAAAAGAAGCAUCUUGGCGUCCGUCGGCGACGCAGGCGGCGGCGGCGAUCCAUGGACACGGGCGAGAUAUUCAACCCAGGUGAGCUGAGGCUGCGACUGCGAGGAGUGGAGGCGCUACUGCUAUUGGAACCACGACCACGGCGGCGGCCGCCCCAGGCAGUUCGUCCUCUUCGCCUCCGACGACAAAGAUCAACUGUGCAUACCAUGGGAGGUCUCAAGCCAGCUGAGAGAUAUGAUCCCCAACUCCGAGCCUAUCAAACUUGAAACUUCUGAUGGUCGCACGUACAGUGUUAAAUUCGUCAAGUUCGGCCGGAUAACUCUUACGACUGGGUGGCGGGGAUUUGUGGAUGCAAAUCACAUAGAAGAGAACAACCCCAUGUUGUUUGUGUACCAUGGGAAUUCAACCUUUAAUGUUCACUUAUUCAAUUCAUCCAGCCGUGACAAGUUUUUGCCCUGUUCUCAACCACCUUGUGAUCAUCAUGUGCCGAAUGAACAAGCGGUGCCUCAUCCUGGACAUGUUGAUAGCUCAGCCCACUUUGGCUAUACCAUGUUGCCCGGGAGCUUUUGUAACCAAAGAACAAGAUGGUAAAUUGCUAGAAUGGGCUCAUACCAUCAAGUCUGGAUUUCCUCUUUUUGUGGCAGCCAUGGACGAGAGCAAUGUCAGGUUGAACGACUGCCAUGUUUACAUACCACUGAGUCUUGUGCGCCAGUUCAAAGAGGAGGUUGUCAAGAUUGUAGCCCUUGACAAGAGUAUAUACGUUGUUGGAGCAAAGAAGCACAAUGAGGAUCAAAUCGUACUCCAAUCUGGGUGGGAUAGGUUUGUGACUUCUCAGCGCAUACAACAGAAUGACUUACUCAUUUUCAUAAUUGAGGGGGGAACUCGCCUCAAAGUUCUCGUCCUUGACCCAAGCGGUAGUGAGAAAACUUUUGCCAUGGGAAACUCUUCCAAUGCCCAAGAAAACCCACCACUACCGCCUACAGUUACUAACCUGAGUUCUGAGGACAAUGAAGUUGCUGACCUGAGUUCUGACGAUGAAGUUAUUGACCUGAGUUCUGACGAUGAAGUUAUUGACCUGAGUUGUGAUGAUGAUGAAGUUGUGGGAAAAGACACCACGACGUCAAGGAGGGAGCAGAGGCCGCUACAAAGUUGUCAUGCAAAAGCUGAAAAGAUGGCUUCAACGUCCUGCUCUUCUACUAAAUCAGGUCAUGGACACAAAGCUGGAAAGUCGAAUGAAGCCGGUUUAGAAGCUCCUGUGUCCAACAAGCCCUACAUAUUGCCCCAAUCUGGGAGGAGUCUAACUAAGCCACAGGAGGAGAAAGUUAAGGAGAAGGUCCAGGCGAUUGGAUCUAAAUUCCCUGUGUUUGUGAAGGUGAUGACGCCUCAUGAUGUUGGGAGGCCAGGGCCAACAAAGCUUUGUUUCUGCGUGGAGUAUGCUUCGGCGUGUCAUCUCCCGCUCAAAGAAACACCUCUCCUACUUAGGCUGGAGGGUAGCGAUAUCCAGUUCCCUGCCACACUGAGUGUCCUGAGAUAUAAUGGGGGGAGGCGGAUUUACGGAGGCUGGAGGGGCCUUGUCUCGCAGGCUGGCAUGGAGGCGGGAGACAUCUGCCUCGUCGAACUGGUAGACAGGAGCAGCGAGAGGCUCACGAUGACGGUCUAUCUGAUCUGCAAGUCGGAAAUGCAGCUCUAGUUAGUUUGUGUGCGGUCUGUAGUAUGAUGGCUUCAAACUCAGCUGAUCAUGCCUUCCCAUGACCUGAUGUUAAGCAAACUCUCUAGUAUGUAAUGCAAUAUGGGGAAACACUGAACCCUCCUUGACCCACCUGUACUGCUGCUGCUGCCUCUGCUGCUGAUGUUUGACCGUAGAGGAGUCACAACUCAUGUUUCUAUUCCCAGGUACUCUUCAGCAAAAAGUUCGUUGUUUUUCGCAAGCA
Aegilops tauschii subsp. strangulata is the source of this 1981-nucleotide messenger RNA. RefSeq names its product putative B3 domain-containing protein Os03g0621600. Gene Ontology annotation, molecular function: DNA binding. NCBI's taxonomy places the organism in Eukaryota, Viridiplantae, Streptophyta, Magnoliopsida, Poales, Poaceae. The record is from RefSeq and is a predicted model, not a curated record.